CGCAACUUCUCUUCGGCCUCAAAUUUGACUACACCGAUGCGCUAGCUACGCGAGCUCGAAAGGCCUUCAAGGUCUUUUCGAAAUUCUUUCGAAAUCAUCUUCGAACCUCCUAAUCCCAGCGGUCGAGAGGCAUCAUGUACCAUUGAGCUGACCCCGACCACGCUCAAGGUGAUGCUGGAGCUGGACAAGGCUGCGGAUCACGAAAGCGAGGCUGACAAGGCUACGAAUACGCUUGCUCACUCCCCCAGUACAAACGAUUCCGAGUGGGAGGAAAUCAACUCCAUGUCAACUUCAGCCCUUGACCUAACCUCUUCCAUUGUCUUCAACUUUCCACCAACGGUCAUGCCCCCACCAAUGGUAGACGACCCUCCCGUGGAGGAAGGAGACGCGUCUUCUAUGGCAUCUCCAACUCUCCAAGAGAAGCUCCUGAUGGAGACGACAGUCACAAACGAAGCUGUGCCACCUCCAUCCACGCCAUCUCCCAUUCCAAUCCUCCAAGCUGACAAGCAACAAUACAUCAACAAGAUGGCUGCACCAGCUCAUUCAAGUCCUCAAGCUACGACUCUCGCCACGAGAAACACUGACCAAGUCAUUGCUGAUCUGAAGAGACCUUCUGAUUCCGGCCCCGCCGACUCUCCAUUCUCUCUAAAACGUCGCCUGACCUCCUACGCGAGCACCAGGUCAGAGUCAACUCUCUUUAGUCUUCCGGAAGCUCCCAUCUACUUAGGUGCAAACGCUCCCCUCGGCCCUGAUGAUGGUGACGAAGAUGAGCCCAAUGAAUCCUCGGACGAGGAAGAAGCACGACCUACAGCAAAGCCGCGCAAAAUCACAGAACGAAAGCGACGACACAACGCCGUUGCUGACAGUUACAUGCACGUCCGAACCCAAAAGCAAUUGAAGGAAGGCAACAGGGUCCGCCCUGAAGAUGAAGCACAACAAUCCGCUCGAUGGCUGGUCAAUCAAUCCGAGAACCGCGAGAUCAUCUCAAGCCCGCGAGAAUAUCAGGUGGAAUUGUUUGAGAAGGCAAAGGAGAAGAAUAUCAUAGCCGUUCUCGAUACUGGCUCCGGCAAGACUUUGAUUGCUGUCCUCCUCCUUCGACAUAUAUUUACUCAGGAGUUGGAGGAUAGAGCCAUGGGCAAGCCGAAGCGAAUCUCAUUCUUCUUGGUCGACUCGGUCCAGCUGGUCUUCCAACAACAUGCUGUCCUCAAGGCAAAUCUCGAUCAACCAAUGAACAUGUUCUGUGGCGAUAUGGGUUGUGAUUUGUGGAGCAAGAAGCUCUGGGAGAAACAUUUUGCAGACAAUAUGGUCAUUGUUUGCACUGCAGAAGUCCUUCGACAAUGUCUUCACCACUCAUUCAUUUCCAUGGAACAGAUCAACCUUCUCAUCUUCGACGAAGCACACCAUGCGAAGAAAGAUCAUGCGUAUGCUCGAAUCAUCAAAGACUUCUAUGCUCAGCAGGAAAUACACGUCAUCCUUCCCAAGAUCUUCGGUAUGACUGCAUCUCCAGUAGAUGCUCGUGUCGAUGUCAAGAAGGCUGCUGCGGAACUGGAAGCUAUUCUCCAUUGCCAGAUCGCCACUGCUGCCGACUCUAGCUUGCUGCAGUACACCGUCACAUCCAAACAAGAGCAACUCGCCAAAUAUGCAGCCCUCGGUCCCAAGUUUGAGACACUUUUGUACAAGGAGAUGUAUGCCAGAUUCAAGUCAAAUUCGGUUCUCAACAAGCCACUUCUGUACGCAUACGAAGCAACCAGAGAGCUGGGGUCAUGGUGCUCUGAUCAUAUUUGGCCGUUCGUCCUGAGCGAAGAAGAGACGAAGAAGCUGCAAGCAACGACUGAACGCAAAUACCAUGCGAAGAAAGUUCAAGAGCCACUUGCAGUCUUGGAAAUGCACAAGGAGCAGCUUCGAGAGUCGCGACAAAUUGUGCAAACACACACCUUCGAGCCGCCCAACUAUGAUCCACAGACUCAUACAUCCACUAAUCUGUCCUCGAAGGUCACCACUCUUAUUACAUACCUGAAGGAACGAUUCGAGCGUCCGACAGAUGAUAAGUGCAUUGUCUUCGUAAGACAGCGAUAUACUGCACGUCUCCUGGCCAAUCUGUUCACUCAUCCACACAUUGGCACCCCGUAUUUGUUUGCAGGAGCCUUGGUCGGAACCCGAAGCGGAGAUGCCGGUGACCUGAACGUCUCCUUCCGCCAGCAAGUACUGACCAUGAUGAACUUCCGCAAAGGCAAGCUCAAUUGUCUGUUUGCGACGUCGGUAGCCGAGGAAGGACUGGAUAUUCCCGACUGCAAUUUAGUCAUUCGAUUUGACCUCUACACUACUCUGAUUCAGUACAUCCAAUCAAGAGGCCGAGCACGACAUACAAACUCCAGGUACAUCCACAUGUGCGAAGAUGGCAACCAGGAGCAUCAUCAGAUCAUCCGUGAAGUCCGUCUAAACGAGAACAUCUUGAAGCGCUUCUGCAAUGCUCUCCCCGAGGACAGACUUCUCACGGGCAACAGCUUCGACAUGGAUCAUUUCUUGGCCAAGGAGAGAACUCAUCGCGUCUUCAAGCAUCCAGUCACUGGUGCCAAGCUGACCUACAAGAUGAGUCUGGCAGUGCUCGCGAAUUUCGUCGAUUCUUUGCCUCACAGUCAGGACACCAAUAUUCAACCCGAAUAUGUUGUCACUGUCCAGAACAAGCAGUUCCUGUGUGAGGCUAUCCUUCCAGAGUCAUCGCCCUUGCGGGGAGCUGUUGGCCGUCCGGCCAAUACCAAGCAGGUUGCAAAAUGCUCCGCUGCUUUUGAAACCUGCUUGAAGCUUGUGGAAUUCAAGUAUUUAGACGAAUAUUUGCUACCCAUCUUCACGAAACAACUUCCUGUAAUGCGAAAUGCUCUCCUUGCCGUUGAUUCGAAGAAGCGAGAGUCUUAUGAUAUGAAGACAAAGCCUUCACUGUGGUCUGUUGGUGGUGUUCCUGAAGUGUUGUAUCUGACCAUUAUGGCCUUGGAGACGCCGGAGGCUUUAGAUCGACCAUGCCAGCCCAUGGGAUUGUUAACCAAAUCACCCUUGCCGCAGCUGCCGUCGUUUUAUCUCCACUUUGGGGCGGGUCGACACUCCCAAGUGUUGACCACACCCCUAGCACGAGAGUGGCGGGUCAAUUCUGAGUUCCGUCAACUCAUCAACACCUUUACUCUUUGCAUCUUUGACGAUGUUUUCAGUAAGGGAUACGAGUCAGAUCUGUCCAAGAUGCCUUAUUUCUUGGUUCCGAUUGAACUUGGUGCCAAGGUCGAUAUCAACCAUACGCAUCCGGACCAGGUUAUUGCAUGGCAUAUUCUGCAAUCCAUCCAGGAUCAUCACACGAAGUGGUCGGACAAUCCUUGGGAUAACAAGUCAUGGCAAACCGAGCCGGACGAGUUUUUCAGGGACAAGUUCGUCGUUGACCCGUUUGAUGGAUCCCGAAAGCUGUGGACCGUUGGAGUCACUCAAGAGCACAAACCUCUUCAUGCUGUUCCGCCGAAUUCUGCUCCGCGCAAGGGAACUCGGAAGAACAAUGACAACAUCAUGGAGUAUAGUUGUAGCUUGUGGGCAAAGGCUAGAUCUAGGAGGACCUUUGAUGCUGAGCAACGUGUCGUUGAGGCUGAGUUCAUCCCACUUCGUCGAAACCUUCUCGAUGAUUUUGACGGUCCUGAAGAGGAGACUCCAAAGAAAUGCUUUGUUAUUCUUGAGCCUCUCAAGAUUUCUCCUCUCCCCACACCUGUUGUUGCCAUGGCGUACUGCUUCCCAGCCAUUAUCCACCGUAUGGAGUCGUAUCUCAUCGCCUUGGAAGCUUGUGAGUUGCUGCAUCUUGAGAUUCGGCCUGAGUUGGCUUUGGAAGCCGUGACCAAGGACUCCGACAAUACCGAAGAUCAUGGCGACGAGCAAAUCAAUUUCCAACGAGGCAUGGGCACGAACUACGAGCGACUUGAGUUCCUUGGUGACUGUUUCUUGAAGAUGGCCACUUCUAUUUCGCUGUUUGGUAUCCACCCAGACAAUGACGAAUACAGCUACCAUGUUGAUCGCAUGAUGCUGAUUUGCAACAAGAACUUGAAGAACAACGCCAUCAAGCUCAAGCUUUACGAGUACAUUCGGUCUCAAAGCUUCAAUCGCCGAGCCUGGUAUCCCGAAGGACUCGCUUUGACAAAGGGCAAGACUGCAACAGCUCCCAAUUCGCACAAGCUUGGUGAUAAAUCAAUUGCUGAUGUCUGUGAGGCUUUGAUUGGUGCUGCGCUUCUGACAUGUCAUGAGACUGGAGAUAUGGACAGGGCUUGCCGGGCUGUUACGGAGCUCGUCUCCAGUGAGAACCAUCAGGUAACUGCAUUCGCGGAUUAUUACAAGCUUUACAAGAAGCCGAAAUACCAGUUGGCUACCUCUACGGAGAUGCAGAAGGACCUCGCUUCCCAGCUGGAGAAGGUACACCCUUACCACUUCCGGUAUCCUCGCCUUGCUCGGUCUGCCUUCACGCACCCAUCAUACCCAUUCUCGUAUGAACACGUGCCCAGCUACCAGCGUCUUGAGUUCUUGGGAGAUUCUUUGCUUGACAUGGCUUGCGUCAACUUCCUGUUCCAUAGCUUCCCCAGCAAGGACCCACAGUGGUUGACCGAGCACAAGAUGGCAAUGGUUUCCAAUCAAUUCCUUGGAGCUCUGUGUGUCCACCUUGGCUUCCACUCCCACCUGCUCCUCUUUAACCUCGGGAUCCAAAAGCAGAUCACUGAUUAUGUUACUGAUAUCAACGAAGCCCUAAAGCAAGCCGAGGACGACGCCGUCCGCGCUGGCAAAUCACGAUCCGAGUGCUCUGCUGAUUACUGGACUUCCGUUCGUCAGCCUCCAAAGUGUCUUCCUGAUAUCAUCGAAGCCUAUAUCGCUGCCAUUUUUGUUGACUCGGAAUACGACUACUCUGAAGUUGAUAAAUUCUUCGACAUGCACAUCAAGUGGUACUUCAAAGACAUGAGCAUCUAUGACACCUUCGCCAACAAGCAUCCCACAACCUUCCUGACCAAGUUCCUGCAGAUCAACAUGGGCUGUGCGGAUUGGAGUGUUAUGACUCGUGAGGUCAAGAAGGUGGACGGCAGCAAGCCGUCGGUCGUUGCGAUUGUCUUGAUCCACGGUCAAGUCGUGGCUGAGGCUGAGGCUGAGAGCUCGCGAUAUGCGAAGGUGGCGGCUGCGAAGAAUGCUCAGCACUUGCUGAGUGGUCUUCCGUUGCAGGAGUUUAGAGAGAAGUACGAGUGUGAGUGCCGUCCUGAGGAUGAGGAUGAGAUUGAGAUUGCGAAGGAGGAGUUGCAUGGUACGGCCAUUUGAUCGUUUCACUUCGUGCGAUUUGUGAGCGGACGACCGGGCGUUUGCUGGAUGGAUCACUUUGCUUUAUGGUGGGAGUUAAUGGUGGAGCAUAUUGAGCGGGCUGGGAUUUGGAGUUCAUGGUACUGGUAGAAGAGAUAUCCACGAUGCGCAUAGAUACUUGAUAGCUAGAGUUGAAUGCUGCAUUCUCUGGCG
This is a messenger RNA of Hyaloscypha bicolor E, 5508 nucleotides long. RefSeq lists its product as uncharacterized. NCBI's taxonomy places the organism in Eukaryota, Fungi, Ascomycota, Leotiomycetes, Helotiales, Hyaloscyphaceae. Gene Ontology annotation, cellular component: nucleus; RISC complex; cytoplasm. The transcript is spliced from 5 exons. Gene Ontology annotation, biological process: siRNA processing. Gene Ontology annotation, molecular function: RNA binding; ribonuclease III activity; DNA binding. The record is from RefSeq and is a predicted model, not a curated record. Bases 172 to 5316 code for a protein of 1714 amino acids.